AACGCUUUAAUCACGUUUUAAUCCAAAAAAAAUAAAGCAUUUUGUUGGUAUAAAAAAACUUUAACCUUUUUGUUUGAUCUGGGAUCUAUUUGUUUGUUCUGUUCUUGUUUUAAGAUCACAUGAAGUCAGGUGGUGGAGAGAGAAAGUAGAGAAAGAACAAAGCUUUGGGUUUGGACAAUGAGUUGAGAUACAGAUAUAAUGGUCGUUUCCGUACCUGAUUUCUGAAACGAGAUUAAUGUCUUUUCCCAUCUCUUUUCUCUCUAAAAAAAACCAAACCCAGUUUCAAAAACCUGCAAAAUUUUCAAGUUAUAAAGCAUUGAAAUUUUCAUUUGUUUUAGUAGUAUUUUUUUUUUUUACUGUAAAUCAGUGGGGUUUUUCUUUUCUUUGAAAACUAUCUUGUGUCUCAUUUGCCAGUCUUUUUCUUAUGCUGUUUAAUCGUCACGCGAGAGAGAGAAAAGGAAAGGAAGCGUUGCAUUAAAGGGUGUUUUUUUGGAAGACAAGAAAGUGUGACAAGAAGAGUUGUUUUUGCACAGUUUGUUUGGUUUUGAAGAAAAAGCAUUGGAAGUUCUGGAUUUCAAAUCGUCACAAGUUUCUGCUUUUUUCUCCUAAAAAAUCUCUACUUUGAAGGCUGAUCAAAAGAGAGCCCAAAGAAAUGAAGGAGCCAGAAAAGAGUUUGGAUCCAGAGCUAUGGCAUGCCUGUGCUGGAUCCAUGGUUCAAAUCCCACCAGUGAACUCCAAAGUCUUCUACUUUCCUCAAGGCCAUGCUGAGCACUCUCUGUCUUCCGUGGAUUUCUCAUCUUCUCCUCAAAUCCCGGCUCUUAUUCUUUGCCGGGUGGCUUCUGUCAAAUUCUUGGCUGAUAUUGAAACUGAUGAAGUAUAUGCCAAGGUCAGGCUUAUACCGUUGCCUAACAGUGAGCGUGAUCUUGAAGACGAUGCCGUCUUAGUUGGUGGUUUUAAUGGGUCUGAUAAUGUGGAAAAGCCAGCUUCUUUUGCUAAGACAUUGACUCAAUCUGAUGCAAACAAUGGGGGAGGUUUUUCUGUUCCAAGAUAUUGUGCUGAAACCAUUUUCCCAAGAUUGGACUACAGUGCGGAUCCUCCUGUUCAAACUGUUAUUGCCAAGGAUGUUCAUGGUGAGGUUUGGAAGUUUAGGCAUAUUUAUAGGGGGACUCCCAGGAGACAUCUGUUGACUACUGGCUGGAGUAGUUUUGUGAACCAGAAAAAACUUGUUGCCGGAGACUCAAUUGUGUUCUUGAGAGCUGAAAAUGGUGAUCUUUGUGUUGGGAUUAGACGAGCAAAGCGUGGGAUUGGAAAUGGACCUGAGUCUGGUGCUCCAGCUUGGAACUCUGGUCUUGGAAAUGGAAAUAGUGUUGGUCCUUAUGGAGGGUUUUCAGCUUUCCUGAGAGAGGAUGAGAGUAAGAUAAUGCGAAAUGGGAGUUUGGGUUUUGGUGGGAAUUUGAGAGGAAAGGCAAAAGUGAGGCCAGAGGAUAUUUUGAAGGCUGUGGCGCUUGCUGCUGGUGGCCAGCCAUUUGAGGUUUUUUAUUACCCAAGAGCAAGCACACCAGAGUUUUGUGUUAAGUCAUCUGCAGUAAAGGCGGCAAUGAGGAUUCCUUGGUGUUCUGGGAUGAGGUUCAAGAUGGCUUUUGAGACUGAGGAUUCUUCCAGGAUUAGCUGGUUCAUGGGGACUGUAUCUUCUGUUCAAGUUGCUGAUCCCUUCCCAUGGCCUAAUUCCCCAUGGCGGCUUCUCCAGGUGACAUGGGAUGAACCGGAUUUGCUGCAAAAUGUUAAACGUGUGAGUCCCUGGUUGGUUGAACUGGUAUCAAACAUGCCUGCUAUCCACCUCUCACCCUUCUCACCACCGAGAAAGAAGCUGCGGCUCCCCCAACACCUUGACUUUCCCCUUGACGGGCAAUUUCCGAUGCCGUCAUUUUCAGGCAAUCCCCUUGGGCCCAGCAGCCCCUUGCGUUGUUUAUCUGACAAUGCUCCUGCAGGCAUACAGGGAGCCAGGCAUGCUCAAUUUGGAUUAUCUUUAUCAGAUUUCCAUCUUAAUAAUAAACUGCAGUCGGGACUGUUUCUGUCCAGUUUCCAGCGGUGUGAUCCACAUUCUAGAAUUUCUGAUGGCAUCAUGAUGGCAAGGCGCACAAACAGUAAUGACAAUGUAUCUUGCUUGUUAACAAUGGGGAAUUGUAGUCAGAAAGAAAAGUCUGAUAAGGCAAAAAGGUACCAGUUUUUACUCUUUGGUCAGCCAAUACUAACUGAGCAGCAGCUCUCUCGGAGCUGUUCAAGUGAAGCUGUCUCACAAGUUAUUAAUGGAAAGAGUUCAUUAGAUGGUAAUGGAGACAAAACAAAAGAUUCUGCUGAUGGUUCAGGAUCUUCUCUUGAGAAUCUUUUUUCUACAAAGAAGUCAUCUACUGCUGGAUUUUUGUGGAAGCAGGACUAUCGAACCACAGAACUUGGCCUGGAUACUGGUCAUUGCAAGGUAUUCUUGGAGUCAGAGGAUGUGGGACGAACUCUUGACCUGUCUGUUCUUGGUUCUUAUGAAGAGCUAUACAGGAGGUUGGCCAACAUGUUUGGAAUAGAAAGAUCAGAGAUUUUGGGCCAUGUUCUGUAUCGAGAUGCAACUGGUGCUGUCAAGCAUACUGGAGAUGAACCAUUCAGUGCUUUUAUGAAGACAACCAAAAGAUUGACAAUAAGGAUGGAUUCAGGCAAUGAUACGGUUGGAAGGUCAUGGCUCACGGGAAUGCGAACUGCUGAAAAUGGUCCCUUGAGCAUAUUUGCAUGAUUUGGAGCCGAUGUCAUAGAACUUGCAUGAUUGAUGCAUGAAAGGAUCUUUCAAGAAGUUGUAGAACAGUGUGAGGACUUUUUAGCUCCUCCUAGGGGGAUGUCUGCAUAGGUUUCUUGUCCAAGUAUUUGUGUUAGAAAAGAACAUUGAUGUCUUAUAAUUUGCUGAAUGUUUAUCAGUUUAUGUUGAUAUUUAUCAUGACUCCAUGCAUCCAUGCAAUUGCAAGUAAUUCUGUUUGCGCC
Messenger RNA from Durio zibethinus, 3021 nucleotides. Its product is annotated as auxin response factor 18-like. Gene Ontology annotation, molecular function: DNA binding. Gene Ontology annotation, biological process: response to hormone; regulation of DNA-templated transcription. The record is from RefSeq and is a predicted model, not a curated record. NCBI's taxonomy places the organism in Eukaryota, Viridiplantae, Streptophyta, Magnoliopsida, Malvales, Malvaceae. Gene Ontology annotation, cellular component: nucleus.